AGUGAUCAAACCCACCACACCCGCGCGCUUCCUACAAGUCCUCUCUCUGUUGCCCCGUUUGCCAACCCAUUAAGAUGUCGGAAAACAUCCUCUUCGAAAACAGCUUCAAGAUUACUGAGCUCAAUAACGCCAAGUAUGACAAGGUCUCCCGCAUCAAAGCUUUCAGCGAGGGUGGAAGCGAAGUGCUCCUCACCCUCGAUGUCAACACUGAGCUGUACUCUCUGAAUGUCGAUGAUCGCAUGACCGUUGCGCUGGCUCUUUCCCUCAACUUGGACGGCAGUAAGGAUGACGGAAAGGGCUGGAGAGACGUUGGAAGAGGAGAACAGACACUGGCCGAUGAGUUUGACUACGUGUGCCACGGCAAAAUCUACAGAUUUGAGGAAGGUGAAAAAGACAAUAUAAAGGUCUAUGUAUCUUUUGGUGGCCUCCUUCUCUACAUGGACGGUCCCUACGCCUUGCUCAACGCGUUAAGAAUCGACUAUGUCUAUCUGCUCAUCAAGAAAUAAAGCCACAAACAAUCUGUCUGGGGCCCAGGUCCAGCAUUUCCUAUUCAAAGAAAAUGGUGGUUGCAAAUGCCUGGUGCCGAUAUCAUGGUGUCGGAAACCCUAGCUUCCUGUGACACCUGGACACGAUCUCGAUAUAAUCAGGCUCGUUCUCUGGAGUCAGUAUUCCGUGCCUCACAAAAAACUCCACCAGCACUUGAGCGCAGUUUGGUUUGAACUUGCCCUCGGCCAUCGCAUCCUUGACCUCUUUUAUUGUCAGAAGCUGGAAGUCGAUGGCUUCAUCGUCGCCAGGCUUCGGGAUGACAUUCGAUGGAAGCUCGAGGUCAUAGAUGUACUGGCAUUCAGGUUGACACAGGCCUAUUUCGCCGCCAGCUCUCGAAUCUCGGACGUGGAAAUAAGUCAGCGUACCACAAGCUUUGGCGGACUGUACGACAUCUGCCGGCAACGAGGCUUCUUCGUCACAUUCCCUCACCAGACAUUCGAAAGGCUUUUCUCCCGUGCUUAACCCUCCGGCAACGGUGUUAUCCAUCAUGCCAGGAUACGUCGGUUUGGUCAAAGCUCUGCGAGGCGCCCAGAUCUUCAUACCUUCUUCGGUCUGGACGUAGCCCGUCAUAUGCACUCCAUAUGUGACAACGCCGAAGAGGGGGGUUGCAGAGCGUUCCAUGCUGAGAAUGAGCUCUUUGCCAGGUCCGUAGAUGGGGUACAGCUCACUGCGCCAACCAUCCAGCACGCGAAAGAUUUUCUGUUCUCUCACGCUCUGUAAAUAUUGCGCCAAGAUCUUGUUGCGGCCUUCUAAUGCUUUCACAUGCUGUCCCUCCUCAUCCCGAGGUUGGAAUGCCAGUAUUCGAUUGCCUUGAUCAAGGCUCCAAUGCUUGGAGGACGGCAGUUUGGUUGCAACAUCAGCAGACACAUAGCCUAGAGAUACCUG
Molecule: messenger RNA, 1431 nt
Organism: Exophiala oligosperma
Lineage: Eukaryota; Fungi; Ascomycota; Eurotiomycetes; Chaetothyriales; Herpotrichiellaceae
Exons: 2
Coding region: 75-506 (143 amino acids)
Biological process (GO): DNA-templated transcription
Cellular component (GO): RNA polymerase I complex; RNA polymerase III complex; RNA polymerase II, core complex
Molecular function (GO): DNA-directed RNA polymerase activity
Source: RefSeq, a predicted model, not a curated record